CUAAGCUUAGUCUAUAUAUUUGGAGUUGUGAGCAAUGGUAAUUGCAACCAUGACUACUGUUCCAAUUUCCUUAUUCCAUUUUCUUCUUCUAAUUGCCGCUAUCUGUUUUACCAUUUGUUAUGCCAAUUCCAACGUACGAUGCAUUCAUAGUGAGAGAGAAGCUCUUUUGAAAUUCAAGAAUGAUCUUAUUGAUCCUUCAAACAGCCUAUCUUCAUGGGUGGAAGGUGGGGAUUGCUGUAAAUGGAUUGGUGUCGUCUGCCAUAACUCAACAGGCCACGUCCACCAACUGUACUUGGCUGCUCCUCUUUCACCUUACGAGCAGUCAGCCCUAGGAGGCAAAAUAAAUCCUUCGCUGCUGGAGUUGGAGCAUCUCAGUUUCCUGGACUUGAGCAAUAACAAUUUUAGCAGCAUACAGAUCCCGAAGUUUUUGGGUAUGCUGCCGAAUUUAAUGUAUCUUAACCUCUCUUUUGCACGAUUCCAGGGAGCAAUUCCUCAUAACCUUGGGAAUCUCACAAAGUUGCAGUAUCUUGAUCUUCGAUGUAAUGAACGGGGCGAUAUUAAAGCAACAAGUCUUCAAUGGAUUUCUGGACUUUCUUCCUUGCGGUACCUUGAUUUGAGUAAUGCGGAUCUUUCUAAAGCAACUAAUUGGCUACAGGUAACUUUCAAACAUCCUUCUUUGGCAGAGUUGUACAUGUUCAAUACUGAUUUAGAAGAUGAUCCAUCUUCGAUCAGUGUUAAUUCUUCAAAAUCACUGGUUGUUCUUGAUCUUUCUGGGAACAGCUUAUCUUCAGUACCUAAGUGGAUAUUUAGCCUUCAUGGUCUUGCGUCCAUUUAUCUUAGAUCCUGUUCUUUGGAAGGCCCAAUUCCAGAUUACUUUGGGAACAUCUCGUUUCUUGAAGUUCUUGAUCUUAGUUUGAAUCAUCUCAAUUCAUCCAUACCCAAUUCCUUGUAUGGUUUAAACCAUCUCCUAUUUCUUGAUCUUUCGUAUAAUGAAAUUGAGCAAGACAUAUCAGAAAUCCUACAGAGUUUGUCUAGAUGUUGUUUGGGUUCCUUAGCUUCAUUGAAUAUGGAAUCUAAUCAACUUUCUGGUCAUUUAACUGAUCAACUUGGCCAGUUUAAAAAUCUAGCUUACCUGUCCCUUGCUCUGAACAAAAUUUUUGGUCCCAUUCCAGUGUCGAUAGGGGAGUUAUCAUCUUUGAAGUUCUUUGAUGUUUCAGAAAAUCAAUUAAGUGGUCAAAUUCCAUUGUCUAUAGGGGAGUUAUCAUCUUUGAAGUUCUUUGAUGUUACAGAUAAUCAACUAAAUGGUACUUUUCCUCUAUGUUUUGGACAACUGGAAAGUUUGGAAAUUCUGCAAUUUGGGUAUAAUCUAUUGGAAGGGGUUGUAUUAGAAACUCAUUUUUCUAAUCUCACGAGAUUGACAUAUUUAUUUGGGUCACAGAACAUGCUUAGAUUUCAACCAAACUCAAGUUGGAUUCCCCCGUUUCAAUGUCAAAAUAUUUAUUUGGGUCACUGGCAUCUUGGCCCAAAGUUUCCCCAAUGGUUAAAGUUUCAAAAGAAGUUGAGUUUCUUAGAUAUCUCCGAGGCAGGAAUUUCAGAUUUUGUGCCCACUUGGUUUUUGAACCUUCCAACUCAAUUUUAUUAUUUAAAUCUUUCCUGUAAUCAACUUACCGGAGGGAUUUCAUAUUUGAAUGUAACAAACACUAUUGACUUGAGUUCAAACCGCUUUACAGGUCCAUUGCCAAGAGUACUCUCAAGUUUGAGAUUUUUAUUUUUGUCAAAUAAUUCAUUUUCAGGAUCCCUUCAUCAAUUAAUUUGUAAUCCAUCAUUAACGGGGAUGAUAACUCUUUACAUUGAUACAAAUUUACUCAAUGGAGAAAUUCCAGAUUGUUGGAAUCAUUGGGAUGUUUUAGCUUAUUUAAAUUUAGGAAAUAACAAUUUAACAGGAAAAAUCCCACUUACUUUGGGACAAACAAAUCCUUCAACGUUAAACCUUCGAAACAAUAGAAUGUUUGGAGAAUUGCCAUCCACAAUGCAAAAUUCUACAAAUUUGAUUAUGCUUGAUCUUAGUGAAAAUCAUUUCAAUGGAAGUGUACCAGCAUGGAUUGGUGAUAAGCUCUCAAACCUUGUGGUUCUAAGCCUUCGGUCAAAUAAUUUUGAUGGUCAUUUUCCUCACAAAAUUUGUGAUCUUCAAUUUCUUCAAAAUUUGGACCUUGCCCACAACAACAUUUCAGGAGUUAUUCCAAAAUGCUUCAAUAAUUUAAGUGCAAUGGCCACAACAAACAAAACCAAAAAUGAACUUUCUACGCUGUAUUUCAUUAAUUACCCAUUUUAUUUGAGUGCCUUAUUGGUGUUGAAAGGGCGAGAGGAUGAAUAUGGUCACACACUAGGACUUGUUACCAACUUGGACCUUUCUGUUAACAGUUUCACAGGAGAGAUCCCCAAAGAAAUUGGUAGUCUCGUUGGACUAUUGUCUUUAAAUUUCUCAGGGAAUCACCUAACAGGAAAUAUACCAGACAACAUUGGCAACAUGAAGUUUUUGGAAUCUCUUGAUUUGGCCAUGAAUCGACUAAAUGGUGAAAUCCCUCCAAGUUUCUCCAAAUUGAAUUUCUUGAAUCACUUCAAUGUGUCGUACAACAAUUUGACAGGACAAAUCCCAACAAGUACUCAACUUCAAAGCUUUGCAAACUUGUCUUACGUGGGCAAUCAUCUUUGCGGACCUCCUCUCACUAAAAACUGCACUACAAAAGGCAUUCCAACUGAUGUUGCAAAUAAUGGAAGUAGCAGUGAAGGAAGUAAAGUGAAUUGGCUUUAUGUCAGCAUAGUUCUUGGCUUUGUAAUGGGAUUUUGGGGUGUAGUGGCUCCCUUGUUUUUCAUCAGGUCUUGGAGGCAUGCAUACUAUCGAAAGCUGGACAAUGUCUAUGGUAAACUAUAUGUGUUUUGGGCUACUAUGGGUAUGUAGUUUGAUGGGAAAAAAGCAUGUAUCAUUGAUGCAUCUGAGUUAGGUGUGCUGCAACUUGAUUGUUUGGUGCUGAAAGAUUAGUUUUAGCAUCUAUCCUUGUUUUGGACCCGUCGUGUGCCAACAAGGUAGCCUACUCACUUGCGUGAGCGGUUUUGUUACAUGCAAACCACACGGAAAGGGUUCCUUUGCAUCUUUUUUGAAGAAUUUUAAAAUUAUGUCUUAUGUUGAUACGAAUGAGGAUUGCGGACAAUAAGUUUGGGUGUAUGGGGUGAGCCUGUUGGCUCGAGUUUAGUAGUCCAUCUCCUCUUUGUGUUUGCUUCUGUUUUGUGAUUUUUUCAUUAAUGAAUUUCUUUUCUCUCAAAAAUAAAAAU
This is a messenger RNA of Gossypium raimondii (Peruvian cotton), 3330 nucleotides long. Its product is annotated as receptor-like protein EIX2. Gene Ontology annotation, molecular function: protein binding. The record is from RefSeq and is a predicted model, not a curated record. The transcript has 2 exons. Bases 35 to 2959 code for a protein of 974 amino acids. Lineage: Eukaryota; Viridiplantae; Streptophyta; Magnoliopsida; Malvales; Malvaceae.